Molecule: messenger RNA, 954 nt
Organism: Aspergillus pseudotamarii
Lineage: Eukaryota; Fungi; Ascomycota; Eurotiomycetes; Eurotiales; Aspergillaceae
Product: NAD(P)/FAD-dependent oxidoreductase
Exons: 2
Coding region: 1-954 (317 amino acids)
Molecular function (GO): oxidoreductase activity
Source: RefSeq, a predicted model, not a curated record
AUGGACUCUGUGGUAGAUGUCCUGAUUGCUGGUGGUGGCCCAGCCGGUCUCACCGCAGCCCUUACAUUGGCCCGCCAACUUCAUACAGUUAUUAUAUUCGAUAAUAAAGACUACCGCAAUACGAAUGUCUCCUAUAUGCAUAUGAUUCCAACCUGGGACUAUCGGAAUCCUACUGAAUUCCGUAGUAAAGCUCGUGAUGAAAUUCUCAACUACUAUAACACUGUUAAGAUCGAAGAGGUAGAUCUUAAAAUAGCAGAGAAGAGCAGUGACGGGCUUUUCCAACUUAUUGAUACCAAUCACAAAGUCUGGAAAGGAAGAAAAUUAAUUAUUACAACUGGCUCAGAGAAUAUUAUCCCCGAUAUCCCUGGAUAUGCAGAAGCAUGGGGUCAGAGAAUUUACCACUGCCUUUUCUGUAAGGGGUACGAAGACCGCUAUACAGAUAGUGCCGGUGUCCUUGCUAUUCAAUCUGCUGGGAAUAUAUCUAUGGUAAUACAUCAGACAGAAUCAGCCUCUCAGCUCGCUAAGAAGGUGACCAUCUAUACAAAUGGAGCAGAGGAACUCGGUGCCCAGAUUAUAUUAGCCCUAACUGAUAAAGACAAGUCUUGUAUUAUGGUUAAUAAUACCCCGAUCAAGCAGCUUACUUAUACUCGCUCUUUGAUUUAUUUGGAGCUCGCAGAUGGUACAACAAAAGAAGAGACCUUCUUAGUUCACAACCCUGAUACAACUGUGAAAGGUCCGCUUGCUGCUCAGCUUGGUCUAGAGCUUACUCCAAUGGGCGAUAUCAACGCUGCGCCACCAUUAUUUCAGACCAGUAUACGAGGGGUCUUUGCGGCGGGUGACUGUGUUACUCCAUAUAAGGUUAUCGCGGGUGCGAUUUCGAGCGGCUGUAAUGCAGCAGUAGCUGCUUCAGCGCAGUUAUUGGCGGAGAAGCAUAACCACCAGCCGCUUUUUUGA